CGCAGUGGCGGGUUCGUGGGCGGCGGGACGCACCGGGCCGGGGGCUGGGGUGGGACCCGGCGUGCGCCAUGGAGCUGCUGUCGGCGCUGAGCCUGGGCGAGCUGGCGCUCAGCUUCUCCCGGGUGCCGCUCUUCCCCGUCUUCGACCUCAGCUACUUCAUCGUCUCCAUCCUCUACCUCAAGUAUGAGCCAGGAGCAGUGGAGCUGGCCCGGCGCCACCCUGUGGCCUCCUGGCUGUGCGCCAUGCUGCACUGCUUCGGCAGUUACAUCCUGGCUGACCUGCUCCUCGGGGAGCCCGUGAUCGACUACUUCAGCAACAACUCCAGCGUCCUGCUGGCCUCUGCCGUCUGGUACCUGAUUUUCUUCUGUCCCCUGGACCUCUUUUACAAGUGUGUCUGCUUCCUGCCCGUGAAACUCAUCUUCGUGGCCAUGAAGGAGGUGGUGAGAGUCCGAAAGAUCGCCGUGGGUAUCCACCACGCCCAUCACCACUACCACCACGGGUGGUUCGUCAUGAUUGCCACUGGCUGGGUCAAAGGCUCUGGGGUUGCCCUCAUGUCCAACUUUGAGCAGCUGCUCCGAGGGGUCUGGAAACCAGAGGCCAACGAGAUCUUGCACAUGUCCUUCCCCACCAAGGCCAGCCUGUAUGGAGCUAUCCUCUUCACCCUCCAGCAGACCCGCUGGCUCCCGGUGUCCAAAGCCAGUCUCAUCUUUAUCUUCACCAUGUUCAUGGUGUCCUGUAAGGUGUUCCUGACAGCCACCCACUCCCACAGCUCCCCUUUCGAUGUUCUGGAGGGCUAUGUCUGCCCCGUGCUGUUUGGGACGGCCUUGGCGGGUGACCAUCACCACGACAACCACGGUGGGGCCCAUGGAGGGGCCCACGGUGGCAGUGGGCCCGGCUCCCCGCACGCCGCCAUGGCCGCCAAGUCCAAGGAGGAGCUGAGUGAGGGCUCCAGGAAGAAGAAAACCAAGAAGGCAGAUUAGUGCAGUAGCCCAAGGGGAGAAGACCCAGACCCAGAACCUUCAGAGUCCUGGGCGGGGGAGGUGUCCUGGGCUCAUUUGUCCCCUCUCCAGGCCUCACCUUCCCUGUCCGCAAACUGGGGCCCUUAGCCCACCCUCUGGGGCUGCUGGGAAGGGUUAGAUGAGAUAUGGGGUAAAGGGCGUUUGUAGGAAUGGGGUUUCUCUCUGUGGAACCCCUGUGGAGCCAGAUUUGGGGGGAGGGGGAGUGAGGCACAGAAUCAUGGAGUGGCUCCAGAAACACUGGCAGUCAUGUUCCUGGCUCUCUUAUUUCCUUCUAAAAUUAUGUUUUGACUGUAUUUCAAGCAUCAUUGAGACAUUUAUUUGACGGACGAUUCCUGAGUACCUUCUGUGAGACAGCUGCUGUGAUUGCCACAUCUUGCUGACUCCUCCUGGGCAUCCCGGGGCGAGGGGCCUCCUUCUCUGAGCCUUGCGCUCCCCAUCUGUGGAAUGGGGGCCCCUGGCCCUGCUCUGCACAAGAGCUGAUGUGAGGCUGGACGUGAGCCAGCCUUCCGUGCUCAGAAGCAUCGUGCAGUCAGAGGGGGGCCGUGGCGGGGGUUCCCUGUGCUUGAGAACUGCUUUGUGCUUUAGAUCGUUUGUGUCUGUGGGGUGGAUAUCCCCACAAGGUACCUGGCAGGAAGGAGGCCUUGAGCAGACACAUCUGGGCCGGACUUGAGGAUGUGGGAGGGUGGGAAAGGCUUGUUCUGACCUUUGGCUUCGGGCUACCCCCAAACCAAAGACAUCCAGCUGGCUGAGCCCUGGAAGCAUCAGACCUUCCUCAUGCCGGCCCAUUGUUGGUCAUUCAGUCACUCAACAAACAUGUUUCCGCCUACUCUGCCAAGCCUCGCGCUGCUGCUGGGCAGGCUGGGACUUGCUUCUGGGUGAAUGAGGAGGAUGGUAGCUGAAGGCCCCUCCCAGCUGCCUUCAUCUAAUCCUAGGUCACCAGGUCUGAGAGAGCUGGGUAGAUUGAGUAUGGCCAUUCGCAGGUGGGAGUUUGGGCUCAGGCCAGCCAGAGGGUGCCCUCUGCACAUGGGUGCUCAGAGUGUGCUCAGGGCAUUAGCCUGCAGCUGCUUCAAGGUUGUCUUGGGGUUAUUGGGGUCCCAGGUGUUGCCCAGCUGCUGGGAAAGUGCCUUGAUCUGGUGACACCUGGGAGCUGGACGGGUCCUAAGACUGCAAGGCCCUGAAUUCACCCUCUUGCAUGUCCAUCAAGGCUCAGCAUGAAGGUUCAGCAAAUAAAUCUGUUGUGAGAGAA
Messenger RNA from Pipistrellus kuhlii (Kuhl's pipistrelle), 2265 nucleotides. RefSeq names its product transmembrane protein 38A (gene TMEM38A). Lineage: Eukaryota; Metazoa; Chordata; Mammalia; Chiroptera; Vespertilionidae. Gene Ontology annotation, biological process: potassium ion transmembrane transport. Gene Ontology annotation, cellular component: membrane. Gene Ontology annotation, molecular function: identical protein binding; potassium channel activity. The transcript is spliced from 6 exons. Bases 69 to 980 code for a protein of 303 amino acids. The record is from RefSeq and is a predicted model, not a curated record.